AUGAAUGCACCAAACCAGACCAUGGAGACCUAUUUCAUUAUCAGAGGUAUCUCGAGUGUUCCUGAACUUCAGCUUCCCAUCUUUCUACUGGUUCUUCUUAUUUACAUCAUCAUUCUUGGAGGUAACAUGACCAUUCUCACACUAUUCUGUUUGGACCGUCAACUCCACACUCCCAUGUACUUCUUUCUGGCCAACUUGUCUUUGGUGGACAUGUCUUGUUCGACAGUCUCUCUUCACAAGAUCCUUGCCAACUUCCUAUCAGGAGAUAAGUCGGUUUCUCACCUGGCUUGUAUGGUACAGAUGUACUUUUUCGCAGCUCUAAUGUUUGAUGAAUUUGCAAUACUAGCGGUGAUGAGUUUUGACCGAUAUGUGGCCAUCUGUAAUCCGUUACUAUACCAUACAAUCAUGACCCAGAAGGUCUGUGUAGGGUUAGCUUUGGUUUCCUGGAUUUCUGGUUUCGUCAAUCUCCUUCCACCUAUCAUUAUGGUUUCAGGCUUUUCUUGUUACAGGUCUCAUGAGAUCAAUCACUUCUUCUGUGACAUUGUUCCUCUCAUGGAAAUAACUUGUGAUGACAUCGCCAUUUUAGAGAUAGUAAUUUUUACAGUAGGAGUUACUACUUUUGUUCUCUUGCCUUUUCUUGUGACAUUCACGCCUUACAUUUUUAUUAUCAUCACCAUACUUAAGAUCCGCACUAGCUUUGGAAGACGUAAAGCCUUCUACACCUGUUCUUCUCACCUCACCGUCGUCAUCCUUCUCUUUUUGAUCAUCUGCUUUCAGUACAUCACACCACAAUCGAAAAGAUCGACUGAAUCCAGUAAAAUGUUUUCCAUGUUUAAUACUGUCUUUAUCCCCAUAGUAAACCCACUGAUCUACAGCUUCAAAAAUAAAGAGAUGACAUUAGCUAUAAAGCGGAGGCUCAAAUUGUGUAAAUUAACACCUUGA
This is a messenger RNA of Hyla sarda, 942 nucleotides long. Its product is annotated as olfactory receptor 8D1-like. Lineage: Eukaryota; Metazoa; Chordata; Amphibia; Anura; Hylidae. Gene Ontology annotation, molecular function: G protein-coupled receptor activity; olfactory receptor activity. The record is from RefSeq and is a predicted model, not a curated record. The transcript has a single exon. Gene Ontology annotation, biological process: G protein-coupled receptor signaling pathway. Bases 1 to 942 code for a protein of 313 amino acids. Gene Ontology annotation, cellular component: membrane.